This is a messenger RNA of Arachis duranensis, 399 nucleotides long. Its product is annotated as secreted RxLR effector protein 78-like. The transcript has a single exon. Lineage: Eukaryota; Viridiplantae; Streptophyta; Magnoliopsida; Fabales; Fabaceae. Bases 1 to 399 code for a protein of 132 amino acids. The record is from RefSeq and is a predicted model, not a curated record.
AUGUCGGGGUUAGUUGGGGAAUCACAAACUGCAUUUGUCAAAGGAAGAAGGAUACAUGAUGGAGUGCUAAUAGCAUGUGAGACUAUACAGUGGCUAAAACUAAAGAAGAGGGCGACAACAAUUAUUAAAUUGGACUUUCAAAAAGCCUAUGACAUAAUCAAAUGGAACUUUGUUGAUAUGGUGCUAGAAAAGAUGGGUUUUGGUACAAGAUGGAGAGCAUGGACAGCAGAAUGCAUUAGAACAGCAUCUAUAUCCAUAAUGGUUAACGGGGAACCAUCAAAACCUUUUAAGAUGGAAAGGGGACUCCGACAAGGUGACCCACUAUCACCCUUUCUAUUCGUGCUGGUUGUAGACGUCUUGAACAUGAUGAUUGGGGAGGCGGUAAAGAAGGGAGAAUAG